This is a messenger RNA of Ambispora leptoticha, 754 nucleotides long. The record is from the annotation of a GenBank genome assembly. Lineage: Eukaryota; Fungi; Glomeromycota; Glomeromycetes; Archaeosporales; Ambisporaceae.
GAGGUCGAAAAGUCUUCUGAAGAUGUUGUUAUAGUAGAUUAUGAAGCUCUUGCCAAUGUUUCGGAAAUAUUACCGGCAAUAGAGGAAGCAUUCGGAUCACAUCCGCAUUGCCUUGGGUUGCUGUUAGUUAAGAAUUUACCAGCAGAAUACCCGGAAAUGCGUCUUCAAUUAUUACGCUUAGCUUCACUAUUUGCUUCGCUUCCUGAUGACAUCAAAGAAAAAUUUGUUGAUGUGGAAAGUAAAAUACUUUUAUGGAUGGAGUUGUGGCAAAGAAUUAAUGAAUGGAAAACUUGGGCAAAUCCUCUUUUGGAUGUACCAAUUGCUACGAAAGAACAAAUAGAAAAGUUCCCGUUCUAUUGUCAUCCUAAUAUAUGGCCUACGGAGUAUCUGCCGGAAUUUGAGGACACAUUUAAAAAACUUGAUAAUAUACAGGAUGAUAGAUUAGAUACGUGGUGUGGUUGGCAUAUUGAUAACUCUUGUCUGAGAGGAUUGACAUCAUCAAUGUACAUUGACGAACGUGACCGAAGUCUAGCAGAAAGCAAAACGUUUCAAAUGGGAGAAGCGAUGCAAAUCGCAUUUCAUGGAGCUGUCAUGGCAACUAAACAUAUGGUAAAAGGUAUUUCUCGUAAUAUUGAUAGAGCCAAUAAUGCUGGUGACGUGCCAUUCGAUGCUGUAUCUCGAAAUACAUUUGCUUUUUUCAUGCAGCCUUCGUUGGAGGAACGAGUCGGUAAUGUUAUUUUUGACGAGUUUAGUG